Electrophorus electricus (electric eel) is the source of this 1526-nucleotide messenger RNA. The record is from RefSeq and is a predicted model, not a curated record. Lineage: Eukaryota; Metazoa; Chordata; Actinopteri; Gymnotiformes; Gymnotidae.
GCUGCGUGCGUCCACGCUGUUGUUGGGUAGAAACAUGGCGGAGCAGCUACAGGCUACACACACCACUGGAGACGGGGCUCCAGCAUCAAAUAUCGACUGUUCAAGUGUCGGAGAAACCGAAGAACCAGCCAAAAGCUUCAAAGAUUUGGGAGUAACGGAAGUACUGUGUGAAGCAUGCGAUCAGUUGGGCUGGAGACAGCCGACUAAAAUCCAGGUUGAAGCAAUACCUGUAGCACUGGAGGGACGGGAUGUUAUUGGGCUGGCUGAGACUGGGUCAGGGAAGACAGGUGCCUUUGCUCUGCCCAUCUUGCAGUGUCUGUUGUCCUGUCCCCAGAGGUUGCACUCUCUGGUUCUUACCCCCACACGUGAGCUGGCCUUCCAGAUCGCCGAGCAGUUCGAGGCUCUUGGCUCUAGCAUUGGAGUUAAGACAGCUGUCGUCAUUGGUGGAAUUGACAUGAUGUCACAGGCAUUAGUGCUGGCAAAGAAACCACAUGUAGUGAUUGCUACCCCUGGCAGGCUAAUCGACCACUUGGAGAACACCAAAGGUUUUAACCUGCGAGCGCUCAAGUUCCUGGUGAUGGAUGAAGCUGACAGGAUCCUCAACAUGGACUUUGAGUCUGAGGUGGAUAAAAUCUUGAAGGUGAUCCCCAGAGAGAGGCACACAUUCCUCUUUUCUGCCACCAUGACUAAAAAGGUUCAGAAGUUGCAGAGAGCAGCGUUAAAAGAUCCAGUGAAAUGUGCCGUUUCCACGAAAUACACCACAGUGGACAAAUUACAGCAGUACUACAUAUUUAUUCCAGCCAAAUACAAGGACUGUUACCUGGUUUCUAUACUGAAUGAGUUGGCUGGAAACUCCUUUAUGGUUUUCUGCAGCACCUGUAAUAAUGCCCAGCGGGUGGCGCUGUUACUGCGAAACCUGGGCAUCACUGCCAUUCCACUGCAUGGACAGAUGAGUCAGAAUAAGCGCCUAGGAGCUCUUAAUAAGUUUAAGUCGAAGUCUCGCUCCGUAUUGCUGGCUACAGAUGUGGCAUCUCGUGGUCUGGACAUUCCUCAUGUUGACUGCGUCAUUAACUUUGACAUCCCAACACACUCAAAGGAUUACAUCCAUCGAGUGGGCAGGACGGCUAGAGCCGGACGUUCUGGUAAAUCCAUCACAUUUGUAACGCAGUAUGACGUGGAGCUUUUCCAGCGAAUAGAAGCUUUGAUUGGGAAGAAACUGCCUGCUUUCCCUACCCAAGAGGAGGAAGUGAUGAUGUUGGUGGAGAGAGUGAGCGAAGCACAGAGAUAUGCGCGAGUUGAGAUGAAGGAGCAAGGAGAGAAGAGGAAAAGAUCUAAAGCUGGAGAGGAAGAAGGUGAUGAUGCCGAACACUCCAGUGGUGUGCGGAAAAAAGUCAAAGGAGGGAAGUUUGUUGGAAGGAAAGGUGGCAUGUCCAGGAGGGGGCGCUAGAUGCUUAUUCCUCUUUGCAGAUAACAUUGGAUCACGGAGGAUCUGGCGCUGGUAGUAUUCCCUUUGUAACCCCACCCCU